Molecule: messenger RNA, 3124 nt
Organism: Saccoglossus kowalevskii
Lineage: Eukaryota; Metazoa; Hemichordata; Enteropneusta; Harrimaniidae
Biological process (GO): protein ubiquitination
Molecular function (GO): ubiquitin-protein transferase activity
Source: RefSeq, a predicted model, not a curated record
UCACAUGCGAUCAGUGUUACUGUCUCGACCAAAUAUACGGGUGCUAUCUGGUAUAAUGGCGUCUUGCUCACCUCAAGACUUGGACAUAUUAUUAGGAGUUAAUCGAUUGAAGAAAUACUCAGAAGCAUUGCGGAGCUUAGGCGUUGAUGUUGUUGAAGACAUUAAUGACGUGACGGAAGCCAAUUUGAAAACAAUAGGUAUGACAACAGUUGAGAUUAACCGUUUUGUUCGGAUGCGUGAUUCAUUUGGUUCAGCUACACGCUUGUCAAUGAGUAGUUCAUAUUCGAUGUCAGCAACGACAACAGAUAUGUCGUCAUCCGCCAGUUCCAUCGCGUCAGAUGACUUGCAACAUUGCGAGUACGUGCUGCAUUAUAAGACAUUCACUAAUAUAAUUAGACAAGAAACACGACAGAUCAAUGGUUUGAAUCCUUAUGCAUUUACCAUGUCCGAAUUGGUUAACUUGAUACUACAAAAAGAAGGGCAAUCAUGUGAUGUAGACGCUCAGUUGUAUGAUGAAAAUGGAACUCCGUUAACUUAUGACGUUUUCUUCAACACUUGGACCCUAGACCAGAGGAAGAUAGAGUCUGGUGCCCUGCUUUUUGCAAUUUUCCAUUCUAGGCGGUCAGAAGAUGAUGGUAUACCAACAUUAGACAAACUUGAUCAUACAGAAGGUGCUGAUGUACUUAAUGUCCAUAUAAUGAUGGGCCGUACUUAUAAAGUGCAUGUUGAUCUCAUGCAAGACACUGAUGAGAUACAACAUAUAGGUGACUUUGAGAUAAAUGAUAUCGUAGCCCAUGUGCAACAUUUAUCAGGGAGUUCAGCCCUGGCGUGUUCUUUAGCAAACCUACUUCAUCAAAAGAGCACAUGUUUUCCACAAAAGGUUGCGUUAAUUGAAGGGUUGUAUUUCCUGUUUAGAAGAAUACUACCUUCACCAAAUGUAUCGCUCUCAAAUUGUGUUACCGAUGAAUGUGUAUUCGAAUAUUCCUGUGCAUGCUGGGCUUACAUACUCAAUGGUGCUAAGGGAGUCGGCAAGAAUUCCGAUAAAACAAGUUAUAGCCUUAUUUGUUCACAGACGUAUGAACGUCUAAUGGAACCUGUGACUAUUACAAUGGACAAUGGUCGACAAUUUAUCUGUGAAAAGAGUUUUGCCAUUCAAAAAAUAGAAGAUGGCGAAAUAAUUGCGGGAUAUUCUCUACCUUCUGCUGCAGCUGAUAACCUCGAACCUGCAUGUGAAAUUGAACGAUAUUUGCAGUGCUGGCCGUAUAGUUUCACAGAAUGUUACGUAUGGCCCAUGCCUCCGGGAUAUAAACACAAAUGUAGUAACAUAGAAGCUAUGUCAGUUGAAUACUUGGAAAAGACAAUUUCAGAGUUCGAGUUUUUAAAAAUCUACUCCCCUCUCCAACUAAAAGAAAAUGUACCAGUUCCAUGUUUGACACUUGAUCACAAGGCUCUUGUGGUCAUAUACCAGAGACGGGCAAAAUCUCUAGGCCCCAUCAAAGUAGUUGUACACAAUCCAUUAAAGAUGGCCGAUGAAUAUCACGAACUAGAUGAUUUAGCACUCAGUUUAAAGGAUCAUCCAUUUUCUGAGUAUAGUUGCACCACGGCAAAGCACACCCAUGCAAAGUUUACAAGAGAGCCACAAGAAGCAAUUGUUGUGCUGUUAGACAUAAGUGCUUCAAUGGCCGAAUUAUGUUUGAAACAGUCAAUGAAAAAGAUCGAAGCUGUCAAGCAUUUAUUCCAUGCCUUUGCAGAUAGAAGUAUAGCAUAUGAUUUCUGGCAUGUAAUCGGUCUGACAACAUUCUGCACAGACAUCGUGGUUGUUGAUGAAUGCACUGAAGCAUUGAACAGCUUCAAAGAGAAAGUUGACCAAGUAUUUCCAAGAGAUUCAACUGCAAUGUAUGAUGCAGUUAUAAAUGCAGUGUCACAACUUAACGAAAUUGGUGAGACCUAUCCUAAUUGCAAAAGGAGAAUUUUAUGCCUGACAGAUGGUUACGACAAUGUCUCGAAAAAAUCCAUAGUGGAAGCUGCAACCUCAUUACAAAGAUCAAAUGUUUGCCUGGACUCUGUUUUGGUUGGCGGUGCUAAUGACAACUUGAAGAGUUUGACCAAAAGUACAGGGGGUUGUUGUUUUCAUCCGACAUCUCUGAAAGAAGCUCUGAAAUUAUUUGAAAUGGAAACGGUUCUUUCGGUUAGAGCACGAAAAACAGUGACGAAGGCAAAGACAAUAACUAAACAGAUGGAUCUUUACAAAUACAUGGCAAUUGACUAUGACAAACCACCCGGAUACAAUGUCCCUGAUGACAUAAGACGACCUGUUUCACCAGCACACGUAAUCCUGAACAAGGUUGCCACUGAUCCACCUAAAGGUUUAUCAACUGCUUCCGCUCGUGUGAAGAGAAUUCUCCGGGAAAUCUCAGCUUAUAAUAGAGAACCAUAUGCACAUAUACACAUUUACCCGUGCGACAAUAACAUUGGAUUUUGGCGCGUACUUCUUGUUGGCCCACAGAACACACCAUAUGAGGGAGGAGUAUUUGUACUAUAUGUCGAUUUCCCCGACAAGUAUCCAUUAUCUCCCCCUCAGAUUAGAUUCCUCACACCUAUAUACCACUGUAACAUCAAUGUUGCAGGUCGUAUUUGUCACAGUAUUUUUGAUCGAAAUUAUACCCCAGAUACACCAGUCAGUACUAUUUUAAUGUACGUAUUUGGAUUGCUGAUCACUCCAGAACCUGAUGAUCCGCUAGAUAGCGUGUUGGCAGAAGAAUACUUUUCUGACAAAGACAAAUAUUAUGAAACUGCAAAACAAUAUACAAAGAACCAUGCGUACAGGACCCUGCGACAAUGUCAACAGGAGAUACUCGGCAGUGCAGAGAGAGAGGCCGAACCCCUGCCAUCUCAUUUAAUCUGCCCCUUAACUAAAGAGCUAUUUGUUGAUCCGGUAGUGACGCCAUACGGCCACGUGUACGAAAGACAUGCUAUUGAAGAUCAUCUGUCAAAGUCAAACUAUGACCCUAUGGCAAAGAAACCACUACAGAGAGGGCAACUGAAGCCAAAGAAUGGUAUAUUCAAACUUGUAACUGAAUACAGAACCGUGCGUGUUAAAGCAGAUACAUGGUGGCAACAAUGA